AUGGCGCAAUACACAUUAGAAGCCUCCAAGUGUGACUGGGAAUGUCUAUCUAAAGCACUGCAGAACAGGUGUGAUAUAGGAAAGCGCCGGAUACCUUGGUGCCGACCCGCCUCUCUUCUGUGUGACGGUACAGGGGACUGUAGUAUGCAGUGUGACGACACAGAAAAAACCCACAUGAUAUCGAUAGAGAUUGAAGGGCUGAAGACGUUUCUUCAACAAGAAAAUGUUUUAUGUGAAAAGGGAGAUAUCUUCGAAAUUAGCAUGAGUUGUGAUGAAUGUGACAUUCAGGUUAAAACAAUGCGGUUUAAGCUUCCAAGGAGUCGAAGAAGACUGCCUUGUGAGACGAUCCAGGAGAUGCUGGAACAGAACGAAGUCCAAUUUGAAUGCAUCUACAAAAUCUGCGAUUGUCAAACAGAUAACAACUCAUUCAUUAGCCACUGCAAAGUCGCUAAUAUUGGAAAAGGACAAUUGGAACUAUCAGAUCCCAAUGCAGAUGACAAUCGUGACACAAACAAGAACAAGAACGAAAAGACGAAAGAAAAGAAGGGAAAAAGUAGGAGUUCACCGCGGCCGACUGACGGAGAUGAAGGACAACAACAAGUUGGGGAAACAACAACAUCGCGUAUUUCAACAACAUCUCGAAAAGGUGAGAAAGGGAAAGGGCAAAACUCAGGUGAAGUUACAAAUAAAAAUAAACCAGUUAAUCGCGAAACCACCACAUCUCGUACAAAUAAAAAGGGAAAGGGAAAAAACCCUGGCGGACAAAGCGGCGAAAACGAACCAGCAUCUGGUGAAUCUUCAACUACUUCUACAAAUAAGAAAGGAAAUGGAAAAACCCCUGGCGGACAAAAUGGAGAAAACGAAUCAUCAUCUGGUGAAUCUUCAACUUCUCCUACAAAUAAGAAAGGAAAGGGGAAAAACCCUGGCAGACAAAGCGGAGAAAAUGAACCCGCAUCUGACGAAUCUUCAACUUCUCGUCCGAAAAAGAAAUACAAAAAGAAAGGAAAGGGAAAAGGAACAGCGUCUCGUGAAAGCACAACAACUAGUGUGGGUGACAACAACAUCGAACAAACCUCUGGAAGUAAUGAUCAGGAAAGAAAACCUCGCAAGAAAGGUUUUAGCAAUAAUCCGCAGUGUCUUGAAAACAUAGAUGACAGUGAUAAAACUCGCGAAACAACACUUGGAGGAGAAACUUCAACAAAUGAUGACGUUAGUAUUAUUGAAUCAACACAAAGUUUGUUUUCAACCAUUUCAACAACAGAUUGGGAAGGAUCUACACUCACCAUUAACGGAGUUCCUGACACAACAGAAGAAGAACGCGGCACAACAGAAGUGACUUCCCAUAACAUAACGGAAAAUGAAAAAAAAUAUACCAGAAUCAGUGGAGUAGGGCAGACUGGUUUCAUUGACACCACUGAAAACGGAAAUCGUGACGGUGAAAAUGGAUCAACCAAAACUCUCAACUUCCGCACGGACAGUGUCAACGGAUCUACAUCAACUGAUACGAUCGGAAGCACUUCAAAUGGCAUGACUGCCUUCGUAACAAAGCAACCGGAGCCUGUGACGCUACCAAGAUCAGGGUCAGCCUUCCACGACACAACUAUGUUUAAUUAUGCACUAGCAGGAGGCGUGGCUGGCCUCGUUCUUAUAUUGCUGGUGAUCCUGUGUUUAGUCCUUUUCACCAGGGACAGAAAAAAAAAGAGGAGAUAUUUAGAGGAAUCUAUGAAUUUGCCACCGCCCAUUGAUGUACCUGAUGACGAGAGUCUUGCCGUAUACAACCGAAAAUCCUCAAAGCGACUUUCUGCGAUACAUGACCGAAAUGACCAGCGGCGUUCAUUUAAACUGAAAUCGUUUUCAUUGAAGAAAAUUGAACCACCAGAUACAAAUCAUAUUUGAUGAAGAAAUAUGCAGUGACUGUCUGAGCAUUGAUGUCAACAAUCUUUUGUUCGUUAUUCAGGGAAUAUUGUACAUUAUUGAACAUGUUUAAAUGUGUGUUUUGAUUAUCUUAUGCUCCUCCAGCCUUACCUAUAUAAACAAUUGUGUCCGUCUGGUAGCUGUAGAAUAACAUAUUGUAUAUAAAUGAAUUCAUUAUCACAUGCUUAUUUCAACCCUGUCUGUAGAAACAGGUGUUUUAUCUAUGUGUGUAUUUAAAAUCUGCAUUGCUCUUUCAAAUAAAGCCUUACCUGUAGAAAUGUGUAUUAUAAUAAAGCCCUACCUGUAGAAAGGUGCAUUAUAAUUAAGCCUUACUUGUAAAAAGGUGUAUAACAAUAAAGCCUUACCUGUAGAAAGGUGUAUUAUAAUAAACCCUUACCUGUAGAAAGGUGUAUUAUAAUAAAGUUUUACCUCACCUCACAGUACAUACAAGUUCGCAUACUGUACGCUGUGUGCAUAUGUGGAAACAAAAACCAGGUACAAUAUCAAUGUUAUGUGGAGGAUGUAAUACAGACAUUACAGAGAAUUUAUUUAUUUAUGUAAAAGUGUCACUAGAUUCAAAUCGGACGCUAGCACUGCAGACAUUGAUUUAACGCUGUGCACACACAUACAUCAUUACAAUACAGUUUCAAAACUCGGAAGAUCAUUAUAAUUCUUACUAAUUGUGAACAAUAACAACGUUUCAUUUAGAAAGAUGUGUUUUAGUGAAAAGGUUCGCUUAGUUAUAAUUGUCCGGAGUAAUUUGUGACUAGUACUACUGAAAACAGCUGAUGGCCAGCCCCUAACCAAUUUGCACGGUGUAACACGUUAAUAAAAUGAU
Molecule: messenger RNA, 2752 nt
Organism: Mizuhopecten yessoensis (Yesso scallop)
Lineage: Eukaryota; Metazoa; Mollusca; Bivalvia; Pectinida; Pectinidae
Product: protein qua-1-like
Exons: 7
Coding region: 1-1896 (631 amino acids)
Source: RefSeq, a predicted model, not a curated record